UCCUUCUCUCUCUACUGAGUCAUCUUCUCGCAUAGACGAUCUUUGGUUGACAGAAAUGGCGUCGGAUAAUGGACUCGCCUCACUGGGCGCGGAGGGAGCGGCCGCAGCUACACAUGCUCUGUCUCUGCCUGCAGACGCUUAUGGAAACGAUCCUCGUCUGGAGAUGAUGUGGGCCAUGAAGGCCUACAACCACGCUGAGGUUUACUUCAAUCUCAUCUCUUCAGUCGAUCCUAAGUUCCUGAAGCUGACGAAGCUGGACGAUAAAGUCUAUGCGUCCUUCAGAGACACGUUUAAGGAUCUUGACAUCAAACUGCUGAAAGCUGAAGACCUGAAGUCAGAGCAGGCCAAAGAGACGUGGCGUCUGUUCUGUAACCAGUUCGAAGGCCUCAUUGAGGAUUUUAACUACGGCACUCUGCUGCGUCUGGACUGUGAGAAAGACUACACAGAGGACAACACCAUAUUUGCCACCAGAGCUCAGUUCUUCGCCAUUGAAAUCGCCCGAAACAGAGAAGGCUACAACGACGCCGUGUUCAGGUCAAAGAGCGCCAAGAGCUAACCUCCAGUCUGACCAGUAAACGAGGACGCCCCCUCCAGGAAACACAGAGACAUUGUUAUUUAAAUUUCACCUCCAGUUCAUAUCAGGUUUUAGUUUUAUAAAAUCAUCCAUCAGUGUUUUUUGUUUCUGCUCAGUUUCAUGAAAUUAAACGUCAAACAGCGUCGCCACCGUCUGCAUGCUUUUUCUAUUUACUGUAAAUUUUAUUGUGCCAAUCAUUAAAAGUUUAUUUUGUAAAAACACAGAAGUUCAUUUGUUUGUCUGAAACAAAGAAAUAAAAGUCAGAUUCAGUUUA
Molecule: messenger RNA, 848 nt
Organism: Cheilinus undulatus (humphead wrasse)
Lineage: Eukaryota; Metazoa; Chordata; Actinopteri; Labriformes; Labridae
Gene: pbdc1
Product: polysaccharide biosynthesis domain containing 1
Exons: 6
Coding region: 56-556 (166 amino acids)
Cellular component (GO): cytoplasm
Source: RefSeq, a predicted model, not a curated record